AUCAGUCUUGAAUGGUGUAAAAAAAAAAAUUUUAUGAACCUUCCCUUUUUUUAGCUAAUUUAACACAAUGUCUAAGUGUGAGAAUAGGUUAGUUAGUCCAGAUGCAGCUCAAAAUGCUAAGAAGCUAUCACGCAAAAGAAAAAGAAGUGAUUUUACUAUUGAAAUUGAGCCAAAAAUCAAAGUUGAGCUGGAUCACUUAAUGUUUGAUGACAUUAAAGUUGAGCAUGAUCACUUCUGUGAAGAGGAAUUCAAAACUGAGCAAGAAUACUCAGGAACUCAUUUGCCAGAGUGGAAGAUUGAUGUCACGAAGAAAAGUACAGAAUCAACUACACUUCUAUGUGGAAGAAACUCUGCUGGUCAAACUUUCAGCAAUACUUCACCUGAUGCUGAAAGUUCUUCUGUAGACAAUCAAGUUGUAAAGAAUGAACCUACUGAAAUUGCGGAAGAGAGAAUUAUGUAUGACAACACCUGCACUGUUGGGAACAUCAAGAUGGAACAGUCAGAAGAUGGUUGUGAAGCGCAGCAAAUGAAUGAACUAAUUGAAGAUAGAUUGACUUCAGACUCCAAAAUUUCAGUUGAAAAAAAGAAGAAUUGUACAAUUCCUAAGUGUAUGAUGCAAAGCUUUAAAUUUGUUUCUGAUCUUGUAAGGAAUAUCAAUGCAUCAGAGAGCAUAAUUGAUGAUGCAAUGUGUCUACUGAUCAAGGUGAGAAUGAGCAUUACAUCGGGUCGAUCAUCGGAACUCAUGUCGGGCGCUUGUGUGUACAUUGCCUGCCGACAAGCAGGUGACCCAAGGUCCUUUAAUGAAAUUGCUGCUUUGUGUAAUUUCAGCAAGAAGGAUUUGGGACGAGCAUUCAAGACUGUGAUGAAAAUUAUUGACUCUCCACUCGACAUCAUCAAAAGUGACGAUUUUGUGAGCCGUUAUGGUCAUUCCUUGGGCAUUGGACAAAAUGUCAUAGAAGCUGCAAUACACAUCGCAAAUGAGGCGCAGAAGCUGGAUAUCAUACGAGGCCGUUCACCAAUAUCAGUCGCUGCGGGCGCCAUUUACAUGGCCACUCAGGCAAGGGCCGAGGCACUGACGUUAUUGGAAGUGAGCCAAGCAACAGGAACCUCCGAAAACACCGUGAACAUCAUUUACCGCGCCCUCUACCCUUACGCAAAGCAGCUAUUCCCUGCAAACUUCGAAUUCGACCAUUCAGUCGAGAAUUUCCCGUCCAGAGAUCGUCAGCAUUAUAUUUUGUGGAAAUCUUAGACUGUGUUCUUUGUAAGUAUUUUGUGAAACAGGUUACACUUUUACUAUUAAUGUCGUUAGGCUGUGGUACAAAUGAAAAAAUUGCCAUCUAAGAUGCAAAAAUUUUCUCUUGUGCCAGAUAUUUGAAAGAAUUCACUUUUAAUUUAUAAUGUAAGUACCAUUUUCUAGAAAAUAAAUCUUGAAAUAAGGCGCGCGAAUGUGUUGAUCCGUGACUAUUCAUAGAUUAGUUUCGUAACAAACCGUUGGAUUCACUAUGUUAUGAUGCAGUUUUUUGGAGGUUAUUCAUGAGUGAUGGCCUUUAUUCCGGCUCGGACGAGUCUGAACAUAGCAACGGAAAUUUUUACAUCUCGCCCAGAGAAGCGGGUAUAGAAGACGGGGUAUGACUUUGUUCAGUGAAAUAUUCAUGGAAACUUUGAAAUGUGUAGUGGCGCUUUCCAAACUGUUUAAUGAAUUGUGUUUUAAAAUUAUGGACGUGUUGUAAUCGAAAGUAUUAUAGACUGUUCUAACGAGGCGUUAGAAUUUUUAUGGGUUAGUAAGUAACUUGCUUGCACUUUUAUACAAAUGAAGAGCGACUUGUUCAUGAUAAUAUUGUUUCAUUAUAUGUAAUGUUCAGUGCCGCUUUAUUUUAACUGACAUGUGGAGCCUGUCACUCCUACUGCUCGGCAGUGAACAUUGUACAUUUUUAGUUCAUUAAAUAGUAUGAUAGUUUGCAUUUUAAACGUUUUUUUGGCACCGCUUAGGUAAUGGAUUUGUCAACUGAUGCGUUCCAUCCGUUUUGUUAUAUUUUCUCAAUGAUAACCGGACUUUUUUAAGUUUUAAACAAACUAGGUCACGCAGGCACGGAUCACGAGGGAGAGAAUGAUAAGAGUGUAAAGUAAAACCGUAUUGGUAAACUUUUGUUGGACAACUGUAACCGUUUACUGCAUUAAAUAAAGAAGUUCUUACAAC
This is a messenger RNA of Hyalella azteca, 2197 nucleotides long. Its product is annotated as transcription initiation factor IIB. Bases 68 to 1249 code for a protein of 393 amino acids. The record is from RefSeq and is a predicted model, not a curated record. Gene Ontology annotation, biological process: transcription initiation at RNA polymerase II promoter; transcription preinitiation complex assembly. Lineage: Eukaryota; Metazoa; Arthropoda; Malacostraca; Amphipoda; Hyalellidae. The transcript has 6 exons. Gene Ontology annotation, molecular function: RNA polymerase II general transcription initiation factor activity; TBP-class protein binding. Gene Ontology annotation, cellular component: nucleus; transcription preinitiation complex.